Microcebus murinus (gray mouse lemur) is the source of this 3755-nucleotide messenger RNA. The record is from RefSeq and is a predicted model, not a curated record. NCBI's taxonomy places the organism in Eukaryota, Metazoa, Chordata, Mammalia, Primates, Cheirogaleidae.
UUGAUGCAGGCUCUACAACAGGAGAGGGAGUGAGGGCUGCCCUGUAUGUUCCUACUGUUCUCCCCCCACCAAGCCAUGGGGCCUACUUACUUGCAGGACUUGUGGCCACAGGGCUGGAACACAGCAGAGAUGGGGUGGGCAUAGCAGAUUGGGCAAAGGUCUUCCUCACUGGUGGGCUGCAGGGAGGACAGCAGAGGGUGGGCUGGAGUUGGAUGCCCAGAUACAUGGACAUGCACUGUGCCCAUAAAGGAAUGCACACACAUUCAAGUGGCAUGGACCUGCAUGUAUACUGUGGUCCCACUCACCAGGGAGGCAGCUGCUGCCUGGGCAGAUGCUGAGGUCAGGUGUGCCAGCAUCUGUUCUACCCGGGCCAACUCCUCAGCACUGAUAUAAUCUGUAUCUGGGGAGUGGUAGGGAGUGUCAGGCCAAAUGUGGCCCAAGAACCCAGUGCCUCUUGAAUAUUCCCAGCCUGGGAAUUUGCUGUUCUUGAGGCGCCUGACCGCCCUCCCUACCCCACUCACAGCUCUGUAGGGAGAAGCGCUUCCGGUCAGGGGCUGGCAGGACAGUGCCAGGUGCUGGGGGCUCUGGCUGCCCCAGGAGAUAGCAUAUGGAGCGUAGCUGGAAGCAGGGAUCUGCCAGGAGCACUGAUGUGGCUCUCUCUGUCCUAGGUAGGGGAGAGUGCAAGGUAGUCAGAUGCUUGGGGCCUGUCUGAAAGUAAUCUCUACCAGGGGGAAGGAGUGCCAUGACAGGUGCAUUAUCAUCCUUCACAUCUCCCUGCUUACCAGCCCCCCAACAAGUACUGGAUCUCUGUAAGGUCCCACACAGCCCAGGUACCAGUUUAAGAGGGCUCAGGUAAGCCACCAAAAGACAGUGGUGGUCCACCUGCCCCAUAAUAUAUUAAUCCUUCAUAAUAAUCACUUCAAAUAAACACCAAAAACAUUAACAGCAACUUAGAGACAUUCUUCCCACACUUCCCCUUUUACUCUUCCAAGAGAGAUAAGCUUCCAAGAUAGCUACAGGAAGCUCUGGCUAAGGGCAGGCUGGGACGUUGGGGUCGGACUCCCCUCUGGCGGCCACCAGAGGCCGCUUAGCGCUAGGGGACGCAGCCGCCCCGCCCGCUGAAGCGGGAGCCAAUAAGAGCGCCGGGUCCCGCCCCCUGGGCCAUCCCUUCCUGGCUAGUAUUUAGAAGCCGACCGGGACCGGAGGCUCCGGGAGAGUGCUAGGAAAGUUGGAGGGCGCCUCACAACCUGGGCAUGAGGGAGCAGGAGCAGUCGGCCAUGCGGGGCAGAACCCACAUCGUGCCUCCUUGGCCAUGAGCCGUCCGGCACCACACACGUCGAACCAGAGCAGAAGUGGCUGCCCCCACAAAUGCGUCUGUGCUGCCGACCUGGUGAGCUGCGCAGGCCUUGGGUUGCAGGACGUGCCGGCCGUGUUACCUGCCGCUGCUGCAGACCUCGACCUAAGCCACAAUGCGCUUCAGCGCCUGCGCCCCGGCUGGCUGACGCCCCUUUCCCGGCUGCGCGACCUACGCCUAGGCCACAACGAGCUCCAUGUACUGGGUCGCGGCGUCUUCACCAAUGCCAGCGGCCUGAGGCAACUCGAUCUAUCAUCUAAUGCCUUGCGAGCGCUUGGCCGCCACGACCUCGACGGGCUAGGGGCGCUGGAGAGGCUGUUGCUAUUCAACAACCGCCUGGCGCGCUUGGACGAGCAUGCCUUCCAUGGCCUGAGCGCGCUCAGCCAUCUCUACCUGGGCUGCAACGAACUCGCGUCCUUCUCUUUCGACCACCUGCACGAUCUGGGUGCGACCCACCUGCGUACUCUGGACCUUUCCUCCAACCGGCUGGGACGCAUCUCUGUACCAGAGCUGGCCGCACUGCCAGCCUUCCUCAAGAAUGGCCUCUACUUGCACAACAACCCGCUGCCCUGCGACUGCCGCCUUUACCACCUGCUGCAGCGCUGGCACCAGCGGGGCCUAAGCGCCCUGCGCGACUUCGCGCGCGAGUACACGUGCCUGGCCUUCAAUGUACCCAUGUCCCGCGUGCGCUUCUUCGAGCACAGCCGCGUCUUCGAGAACUGCUCUGUUGCCCCAGCUCUUGGCCUAGAGCGGCCAGAAGAGCAGCUGCACGUGCAGGUGGGUCGGUCCCUGAGACUAUACUGCAACACCAGCGCUCCAGCUGUGCGCAUCGCCUGGGUUUCGCCGGAGAAUGAGCUGCUAGUGGCGCCAGGAUCCCGCGACGGUAGCAUCGCGGUGCUGGCAGACGGCAGUUUGGCCAUAGGUAACGUGCAGCAGCGGCAUGCGGGUGUCUUCGUGUGCCUGGCCACCGGGCCCCGCCUACACCACAACCAGACACACGAGUACAACGUGAGCGUGCACUUCUCGCGCCCCGACCCAGAGGCCUUCAAUACGGGCUUCACCACGCUUCUGGGCUGCGUGGUGGGCCUGGUGCUAGUGCUGCUCUACCUGUUUGCUCCGCCCUGCCGGGGCUGCUGCCGCUGCUGCCGCCGUGCCUGCCGCUGCCGCUGGCCACGAACACCCAGCCCGCUCCAGGAGCUGAGCGCGCAGUCCUCGGUGCUCAGUGCCACACCUCCAGAGGCACCCAGCCGCAAGACCAGUGUCCACAAGCACGUGGUCUUUCUGGAGCCAGGCAGGAGGGGCCUCAAUGGCCGGGUGCAGCUGGCGGUAGCUGAGGACUUCGAUCUCUGCAACCCCGUGGGCCUGCGGCUUAAGGCUGGCUCCGAGUCUGCUAGCUCCACAUGCUCGGAGGGUCUCAUGAUGACCUAGGCUGCCCAGGAGCCCCACUCAGGCCCCCACCCUCCUGCUGCUUGCCCUGCUCCGUGCUGCGGCCCAGAGAACUGCCACAUGCUCGAGGGAAGCGCUGUGUCUGGUCCUCUGGCCUAUAUGGACUUUACCUGAACCACAAUGGCCCUACUUACUGGAAGGUGGUCUGGGGUCCCCAACUUGCUUCCUGCUUUGCCCCAACAAAGGCCCCUGGCCCUUGCAGGCCCUGCUAGUACUGGUUUUCCUUGGGACACCCAGUGCCCAAAUGCCCCGUGAAAAUUGGGGACUGAGGCAGCAUCCAGAGUGGUAUAGAAGAAUUGAAGUGUAACCACCUUCCCCUUCCCAAGGCGCUGGGGAAAGAGUAGGCCCACAGGCGAAAAGGAGGGCUCUGUAGGAAGCUCUAGCCCCCAACCCCAGGACAGGAGGAGGAAACAAGGCUUCCCUCUGGUGAAGGGGACUCCCCCAUGCACCAACACCCAACCUACUGAAAGCUUCACAACUUCAUGCAGAGUCUGGGAGGCAGGUAUAUGGCAGGCAAUGCUGCUUGAGAGACCCCUGGGGAGCCUGGCCUGAGCCCCAGCCAGAGUAGCCCUGCUCUCUGGCCAGGGGCAUCUAGUCGUAGUCGUCACUCUGAAGGCAGAGCCCAUUCCAUGGCUUACGGACAGCAGCGAAGGCCAUCAUGGCUAGCGCCCCCAACUUUGCAGCAGUAAAAAGCCUGGUGAGCGCGGCCAAGCUGGGAGGAACGAGCCGGAACUCCAUGUCCCUUGCGGGCAGGAGCCUCUUAAGGGCUGGCACUGGUCUCAGCCUAAUGGCUGAGGCGGUGCCCUGGCUUUAUAUGCAUCUCACCACUCCCAAUGCAGGGAGGCAGGGAAGAGAGGUCUGAGAACCCCUCACGGGUCGGGGCUGAGCUGGGGGGCCCAGCUGGCUCAGCUGUUACAGAGUUUCUCAAUAAAGGCGGUACAUGCUUGCUGCUGAA